ACAACCUGUUGAACGUGCUUGUGUUCAUGUAUGUUUUGGAGAUAAUUUUGCGUGUAAGCGUCAUGCAGCCUUCAAAGAGCAUCAAAGGAAGGUCAUUUUGCAGACUGCAAUAUUUGAAACUUCAUCUGCUAUGGGAUAUCCUGUGAUCCCUGCUCUUGUAAAAUAAUCAUAUGGACUACAAAGGUCACUGACGUCAGAUGUUUCAGCUGAACAAAGCAGCAGGAGGAAUGAGUGCUUCUAAGGAUGUCAAGGUUGUAGUCGUGGGUUCAGGAUUUGCAGGCGUCGCUGCUGCAGCCACGCUGGUCAAAGGAGGUUUUCAAAAUGUUCUGGUCCUCGAGGCGAAAGAUAGAGUUGGAGGUCGGGUGCACACCACCAAACCGUUCACCGAUAAGGUCCUUGAAGUUGGGGCGAACUGGAUUCACGGACAGAAAGGAAACCCUCUUUUCCAGCUCGCAAAACAACACAACUUGCUGUCGGAGGGAUCGUCGGCAAGCAAAAACAUGUGCUCGCCACAUUCUGUAACAUCUAAAGAUUACUUUUUUAGAGAAGAUGGGACUCAGGUCCCAAAGGAUGUUGUAGAUCAGGUUUGUUCAAGCUUCAGCAAGCUCACCGACAAAGCUUUUGAUGAUGAACUUGAUCGCAGGAACAGAAAGAUGACUCUGGGUGGAUAUCUGGAUGAUGCCUUUGACGAAUUUCCUUUAGCAUCUACAGUAAAUGGCCAAAUGGUCUUUGAGUGGUGCAAGAGGCUAGAAUGCACAGAUGAAGCUUGUUCUUCUCUCUACGAGGUGUCUGCCGCUCAGAUUAGUAAUUACACUGAACUCGAGGGAGGUUUCUUCAACACUUUAGGAUUGGGUGGCUAUCGAGCAGUUUUAGAUGUUCUCCUGAAAGAUCUUCCCACGGGUACUAUCCAAUGUAAUGCAGAGGUAAAGACCAUCCAGUGGGAUCUGAUCAAGGAAGGAGAGAGUGAGGAACAUCCUGUUCGGAUCACUUGUGAAAAUGGGCAGUCUUAUGAUGCAGACCAUGUGAUUGUCACUGCAUCUUUGGGGGUUCUAAAAGACAAAGCAGCGACCAUGUUUGAGCCGUCCUUACCACAACCCAAGCUGAAUGCUAUUAAGAAUCUUGGCUUUGGAACAGUGGACAAAAUUUUCCUGUAUUUUGAGGAGAAGUUUUGGCCGGAUGACUGUGCAGGGGUUCAGAUGGUGUGGGAAGAAGGGCCAGAAGAUGCAGAUGUUUACAAAGCUUCGUCUGAAGGAGAUGACUGGAAGGAGACGUGGUACAAGAAGAUCACCGGUUUUGAUACGGUGGCACGUCACCCCACUGCUCUGUGUGGCUGGAUCACAGGAAGAGAAGCACUACAUAUGGAGACGCUUGAGGACAGUGAAAUCGGAGAAACGUGUGUGAGGUUACUGAGGACUUUCGCUGGCUGGUCGGUGCCAGAAGCCUCAAAGAUGCUCAUCUCCAGAUGGGGUCAUGAUUCCCACGUGCGUGGCUCCUAUACAUUUGUUCCUCAUCGUGUCGAUGGAGUAGAGGAACACAAGGCAUUAGCAUCUCCUCUUCCCCCUAAAGUUAAACGCAAAGGGAUCAAGCCCCUCCAGGUGUUGUUUGCUGGUGAAGCUACACAUGUGAACUUCUACACCACGACCCAUGGAGCUUACAUGACAGGUGUCAGAGAGGCACAGAGACUCAUCAGUUAUUACUCUGAUUAAACACCACUAUCCUAGAGUGGUCUUUGGUCUCAUGAAGAUAACAUUUUUGUGGUCUCAUGAAGAUAAGGGUUUUAUAUACUUGACCUCACACUCUGUAGGCUUCCAGGUUUUGUAUUAAAUGGGCCGUAAGCAAUUUUGUGUGUACAUUUAACUGAUCGCUGUACCAUGCAUAUCUCUGUUCUGUUAAUGAUUAAACAGCAAUGUAUUAAAGAAAUGAAGGAGUAUUCCUUCUGAUUGCUGAUUGAUCUAAAGCAGUGUAAUGUACAAUAAUGAGCAUCUUCAAAUCAGAAUCAGAAGUACUUUAAUAAUCCCAGAGUGAAAUUAUUUUGUUACAAAAACUCCAGAUAUGCAAACAACAUAUAUUCAGAACAAGAUAUAAAUAUAAAAUAUAUAUAUAUAACUAUAUAUAUAUAUAAAAGAUAAAAUGUACAGUUUAAUAAUAUACAAUAUGCAAAAAGAGCAAAAAAUAAUUCUCUGUUGUUUGAGAGUCAGAAUUACAGAGAGUUAAAUUAAAUCUAAACUAACUGAAAGGUGAUUUCCAUUUCAUUCAAUUGUCUUAACAAUGUCCAGUUGUUUGCCUAGAAAAACAAUGAAUAUAUAUGUUUGUUGAUUUUUGCUAAUUAAACCUACAAAAAAGCUUAUAAAAAUGGGCAUUAAGAUGUUUACUAAUGCAACUGGCCUGUGUUUAAAGUGUAAAAAAGAUAAAGGUACAAUUAUGCAUUGUUUUUGGUACUGUUGACAAAAAUUUUCCAUAUUGGAAAAAAAUACAUAAGGUAAUGAAAGAUCUUCUUAGAAUAAACUUUGAUAUGACCCCAGCUUUGUACCUAUUGAAGCUUAACGUGUAAACAGUCUAUUUAAAAAAGAUGCUAUGCAGUUAUUUACUGUCCUGGUAUAUAUGACUAAAAAAUGCAUUUUGUUACUUUGGUCUGCAUCACAGGCUCCAUCCUUUAAAAUGUGGAUAUCACAGAUUGCUACAUGGUUGCCACUUGAAAAGUUCACUUAUGAUAAACAGCAAAGAUCUGAUAAAUUCUGGCUGAUGUGGUCACCCCUUUGGGAAUAUAUAAAAGAGAUUCCUUGAGGUACAUAUAGAGCUGUGUUUAAAUCUCCUUUUACUUUUCUCUUUAUUCCUCACUUAAAGAUAGCUCUAAAAUUGUGUGAUCCUUUUUUAUUUUUUCACUAAAAUUUGUAUUUGAUGUCAUGCCUACAUUUCACAUGUUGCCUUUUUUCUCAUUUUUAUUUCUUUAAGGUUUUGAACAUUCUGAAACAUGUAUAUGUAUAAAUAUAAGUUGUAUUACUGUCAAUGUAAUUUGAUACUAUGGGCAAAAAAAUAAAAA
Messenger RNA from Triplophysa rosa, 3040 nucleotides. Its product is annotated as spermine oxidase-like. The record is from RefSeq and is a predicted model, not a curated record. NCBI's taxonomy places the organism in Eukaryota, Metazoa, Chordata, Actinopteri, Cypriniformes, Nemacheilidae. The transcript is spliced from 4 exons. The coding region runs from base 198 to 1706 and encodes 502 amino acids. Gene Ontology annotation, molecular function: polyamine oxidase activity.